AUGUCGUCCGCGCAUCGCCCCACAUGGGAACCGGCCAAAGCAAAGUCGGAUUUGUCGCACAUGUCUCAAGCUUUCUCCAAGCAUGCACUACCAGCUCACACCAAGCUCAAGUUCCGUCGUCCUGGAGAUACACAGAAGCGCUCACUCGACGAGAUGAAGGCGGAGCUAGCUGUAGGAGAACAGCGCGCCUACGCUGAGCGCCAUCCUGGCCAAGAAUUCGAGGCAGAAAAGGAUGAAAAGCGCGUGAGAUUGACUCAAGAAUCUACAGAGGACCCCGCGCCGGCAAUUGCCCCGUCUGGCCUCGACGAUGACGACGAUGUUGUCAGUGAUGAGGAGGAUGAAGUUGACGACGACGACGAAGACACAGAUGCUCUCAUGCGUGAGCUUGAGAAAAUUAAACAGGAGCGCCACGAAGAACAAGAGCGUCGCAAGCAAGCAGAGACGGCUAAGGAGCAGCUCUCUCGCGAAGAGGAAAUCGCGCGGGGCAACCCGCUGCUGAACUUGGAGCAUGCGCUGCACGGCGAUGUGAAGCCUCAGGCCGCCUCUCUCCCCGUGCAGCAGCGUUGGGACGAUGAUCUAAUUUUCCGGAACCAGGCAGCCCAUGCCGAAAACAACUUGAGUCAGCGGGGCUUUGUCAACGAUCUCACCCCGUUAUAUUAA
This is a messenger RNA of Malassezia sympodialis ATCC 42132, 660 nucleotides long. RefSeq lists its product as uncharacterized. Gene Ontology annotation, molecular function: RNA binding. The transcript has 2 exons. Gene Ontology annotation, biological process: mRNA cis splicing, via spliceosome. NCBI's taxonomy places the organism in Eukaryota, Fungi, Basidiomycota, Malasseziomycetes, Malasseziales, Malasseziaceae. The coding region runs from base 1 to 660 and encodes 219 amino acids. Gene Ontology annotation, cellular component: catalytic step 2 spliceosome. The record is from RefSeq and is a predicted model, not a curated record.